AUGUCGUAUCCGUUAGAAAACUCACAAGCAAAGCCAGUGACGAAAUUAUCAAGGAAUUCGAACCCGUAUCACAUAAAACGUCCCAUGAAUGCGUUUAUGGUUUGGUCGAGGCUACAGCGGAAGAAGAUAUCCACGUUGAACCCGAAACUUCAUAACUCCGAGAUAUCAAAACGGCUCGGUCUGGAGUGGAAGAGUCUGGACGACUCCGAGAAGAGACCGUUCAUAGAUGAAGCGAAGAGAUUGAGACUGAAACACAUGCAUGACUACCCAGACUACAAGUACAGGCCGCGGCGGAAAAACAGGAUGGACACCUCGAUAUAUGGACCUACUUCUUUAUAUACAUCUCGAGAGAGCUUCGUAGAGAUAGAACCGAGGGUCGAAGCCAGCUAUCCUAUACCAAUCAACUAUUCCGACCCUCAGUAUAUGUACAACAACGUCAUAAGUUACACGGUACCUAUAAAUCAGGCUCCGUUCGUUUCCCCCAUAAGACCUAAAGAGGAGAACUUGCCUAGUUUAGACCUAAGGCCGUUGCCGUCGAUUGAGAGCAUUUCACCGAGGCCGUUCGCUGUCAUGAACCAGCAAAUGAUGGUGAAGUCUUACCCCAACCUGCACUACGUGCCUGAAGACGUCGCGAGGAUAUCAUAUCACUACCCCUUCAGUGUGCAGUAG
Danaus chrysippus (African queen) is the source of this 669-nucleotide messenger RNA. The record is from the annotation of a GenBank genome assembly. NCBI's taxonomy places the organism in Eukaryota, Metazoa, Arthropoda, Insecta, Lepidoptera, Nymphalidae.